Molecule: messenger RNA, 772 nt
Organism: Amoebophrya sp. A25
Lineage: Eukaryota; Dinophyceae; Syndiniales; Amoebophryaceae
Source: the annotation of a GenBank genome assembly
AUGGAAUUGAUAUUAGUACUCAAGCAGCACUACAUGGCGCGACCACCACUUCGUCUGCUUAUGCACCUACAUCCGCUAAGGCGCCUACUAGUAAUUGGCAACUUCUACAUACCGACCAGCGACAUACCAUCGAUCAAGCCGACUACUCUGCUUCCACAGCCUCCCAAGCAGGCUACCAGAAUGCAGAAAGUAAGCCAGACUCUACUCUUGCAGACCACUCGCAAACUACCAAGAAAGUGCAAGGAGUGCCUGGCUAUCGGAGUUUUGACAGCGGUGACAAUGAUUGGCAAAUCGUCUGCCACUCCACUUAUGCGAACAAGCUAGCAGCAAAAGGCUGGCUUAUUGUCUAGGGCCAACACUCACGAUACCUUUUCGAUACCUAGACUCCAUCGCUCUUUUUGUCAAUUUUCUUAGAGCAUUUGGCCAUUCUUCUAUUACAUUUUCUCAGUCCUUGUUGGGAGCAAGUAAGUAAUACCAGCGUCAAUAGUUUUCUUUCUCACGUCGUCUCUCAUUCUGUGAAGUUAGCUUGUCCGUCGCAUCCUCACUAGUAUCGGCUCUGAUAUAUGAUCUAUGUACUCUCUGCCAGUUACUCUUACCACUACUCCUCAAUCAAUCGCGUUCCUUAGCAGUCCACUUUUAUGCAUUUAGCGACACACGCCACGCUAUACAACAGCAGGCAGGAAAGGCGGAAACUGUACGACAACAAAGCACAGCUUAAAUUUUAACAAUACCAGCCCACGACUAUACUCAGUACAGUCCUACACUUACUAAG